Messenger RNA from Musca vetustissima, 391 nucleotides. Its product is annotated as carbonic anhydrase-related protein 10-like. The transcript has 3 exons. Lineage: Eukaryota; Metazoa; Arthropoda; Insecta; Diptera; Muscidae. The record is from RefSeq and is a predicted model, not a curated record. Gene Ontology annotation, molecular function: carbonate dehydratase activity; zinc ion binding. The annotation marks the transcript as partial.
GUUUCUCAACGCCCAUUAGACACUUGUCUGUACGUGCUCUACUGCCAAAUACCGAUCAUUAUAUAACAUACGAAGGAUCCACCACACAUCCCGGCUGUUGGGAAAGCACUGUCUGGAUAAUAGUAAAUAAGCCAAUUUAUAUAACAAAACAAGAGUUAUACCAGCUGAGACGCCUUAUGCAGGGCUCAGAAACAACACCGAAAGCUCCUUUAGGCAAUAAUGCACGUCCAGUGCAAAAUUUACACCAUAGAACUGUAAGGACUAAUAUAGACUUUAAGAGGAAUAAGAAUCAAAAUGCCUGUCCUACAAUGUAUAAGGAUAUGUACUAUAGAGCGAAUCGAUGGUCACCUGAUACAGGUCUGCUGGUUCGUUGACCCAUUCUGUACAAUAA